Nymphalis io (European peacock) is the source of this 2505-nucleotide messenger RNA. RefSeq lists its product as uncharacterized. Lineage: Eukaryota; Metazoa; Arthropoda; Insecta; Lepidoptera; Nymphalidae. The transcript has 18 exons. Bases 32 to 2473 code for a protein of 813 amino acids. The record is from RefSeq and is a predicted model, not a curated record.
UUUUUAAAAACAAUCGAUUAUUUUUUUAAAUAUGACUACAAAAGUAACUAGUAAGAAAUGGAUAAGCGAAGAAACGGUAGAUGAAAAGGAACUCUUUAGUCAUUGCAGGGAGAUGGAGAUUGUUUGUUAUGCCAUAACAAAAGUGGUUAUGGAAACGGAUAAUAAAUGGAAGAAUUGUGUUGGAAAAACUAACAAUUAUACGAUAACGAAUCGCAGUUUUAUUAUGGAGCUAGUCAGCAUACAGGUAUUAGAUGAAAUAAUAGAAUAUUUAAUGAAAGUAGUGAAAUCAUUCUACAAAUUAAAUCCUAAAUUAGCUAGAUUGAAAAAGGAAAAUGGUCUCGUGUUAAGUAAACACGACCACGUUUUCGACAUGUUGUGUAGCAGAAGAUUCAUAAUGUUACAAUCAAUAUAUAGUCUCAUACUGACAAUUUUAUCAACUUGCCUACACAGAGAAGACUCCAGGAAAAUGAUUGAAUCGUGUUUAAGUUUAGUUGGUAUUUACAACAAUUUAAUCGGCUUGAGUUAUAAGAAAUUUAGUUCUAAAUUUAACAUCUGCAGUAACACAUAUCCAAAUGUUGUUAGUGAAACAAAGCCGCUAACAUUAACAAAAAUUGUACAGGUCCUUGCGAAGAGUCGAACGGAAGUUAAUUGCCACCGUCUAAUAAACUGUUUGGUGAUGAUGUACAAACCUGAAGAUCAUGGCGAUUGUGAUUCCAGUUCUAACGCGGAUAGUUUGGAAAUAUACCACACACUAACAAAACACAUGACGCCACCAAAUUCGUCAGCAUCUCACCGACAGAGUAUAACGAAGCGUCGUCAAGCGUUCAUAGACAAUAAAAAAGCGAAAAUGAAACAAGCUCAGAGUCUCGUCGACCUGAAGAACGGUCAUAAGAAAUUGACGGAGCUGUUGAAUCCACAAAAUUCAGACGCCGAUGUGCCUUACACGUCACUUCUUGGCAACGAAUGUGUUUUAGACAAUGUUUUUAAUAAUGAUGAAAACGUUAAUGGAAUACUUCAAAGUGAAGAAAUGUACAUCGAAAUUCUUCUAGACACUGUUGCCAAUAUAUCACCGGUGCUGUUAGGUCCUAAAGGCGUAAAGAAAUUAAAGUCAGGUAGAAUACAAGCUAGUAAGAAAUCGGCACAGAAGGUCACAGAAUAUUAUCAAAACUUACUUUGGGGUGACGUCGGCAGCUGUUUGGAACACAUCGUGCUUUGGUGGUCAUCGUUUCCAUUAGCUACAAGGUCACCAAAAACGAGCCAAAACCUACGCGAAUGGUUAUUCUCGACAUUCAAUGACAAUAAUACUCCGGAUUUAAUACUAUCGUCACUAAGAAUCUUGGCUGAUGCGUUAGGAUGCCAUGUUACGUCAACUUCGUGGGAUAAGCAUUUUGGGGCGACAUUGACAACAAAUUUAACGCCAACCUCUCUAAAGGAUUAUUGUGAUAUUUCAGUAUAUGUAACCGAGGCGACAGUAUCAGGGGCCAAUUUUGCGAUAAUGCUACAGGAGUUGGUGACAUUGAAUAAUCAUUGUGAGGUCACGUGGGAUUAUAUUUUAGGAGCACCUCUAGAGGAUUUGCCGAUUGUAGAACAAAUACCGAUAUUACAUAGACUUGACCACUCGAUCCACACGUGCCGCCUGUGGUGCGCGGCGCAGAGCCGGCGCCUGGCCGCGUCGUGGCGCGCGGACGACUUCUUCCUCGUGGCGCACGGCGACCUGCGCGCGUGCCACGAGCAGCUGCUGCAGCUGCGCUUCGCCGACCACGGAGCCGCGCUCGACUCCGGAAAAAUCGGUGUACACGAGAAUGUUUGUGCGAAAAUGAGAGAAAAGUUAGUAUCCGAAGUAAAAGCCAACAUACAAAAGUUAAAGGAUUCAACAGAAGAAAUCAUGGGUGUGUUAUCAUCAGUUUGCGCAACAAUAAGCUUAGCGCAUCUCACGAUGAUAUUCCCGAGCAACGCCGAGUGGAGAAAGAUAACUCAACCGGACACAGUGCACUCCCGCUACGUACAAGAGUUCUUAGAUAAAAUGCUAUUACCAGUGAUAAAGGCGACGUCUGAUAUCACGACCCUCAACAUGGUGCUGCGGAUCAUGUGCGAAUCGUGGCUGCAUCAUAUAUAUGUAGCCAAAGUUAAAUUCACAAAAGAAGCGGCGUUACAAUUAUUAGCAGACUUCAAUGAGGUUCGCAAUUGGUUAAAUGAGUGCAAGCAACUUGAGGCCCCAUCGAAGAAGCAAAUGUUACAAAAUGAAGUUUUAAGACGCUGUGAAGGAGUCGGAAGGCUGUUACUGCACGCCCCUGGAGAUCUUAUCUCCAUGCAAGACUCCACAAUGCAAUCAGCCAAAAUCAGAAAGGAUGAUACCGACGCGCCUGAACAGCUGAUGCCUGCUGAGAUGUACGUACCCAAUCAGAAGCAGUGGCUCACUUUACGCGCCAACAAACUUAAAGGACCAGUCGCCUUCACACUCUGUUGUUAUUGACAUAGCUCGAAUAUUAAAUUAAUUUUUUAACU